AAAGUUUUUUAUAUUAGGCUUACGUAUUGUGUGGAACGGACGGAGCGCAGCAUUUUAAUACAUUUAUUCGAUUAUUUUUCGGUUUUCAAGAAGUUUUAGUGUGUAAAAUAGUGAUCGAUAGUUUUGUAAAAGCGGUGGACACAUGUUUGGUGUAUCAGUGCAGAUCUGGAGCAGUGCGCUAGUGCGUAACACCGAGAGUGAAAUUAUCUCUUGAUUCACAUUAAUUAUGUGACGAACAAUUUCAAGCGCGCGGUGACGCCUUCUCAUUAUCGUGAUUCUUUUUAUAAAUACUUGAAAUACGACUUUAUAAUACAAGCAAUAUUCAUAUUAAAUCUAAAAUCAAUACUUUCGUGGCAUAAUCCCCAACGCAUCUUUUUAGUGACGGACAUCCCACGGCUUCGCAAUAAAAAUAGUGCAGCAUUCAUUCAAUGCUCCGUGUUCAAGUGCAAUUAGAUAACAAUUAAAUAAUCGUAAUUAAAUAUUGAAGUUAUUUGGCGGUCGUUUUCGAAAGCGACACGUACGCUCGCCCGCAGAGGGCGCCGCAGGCAGGUCGUGACGUAGGCGCUCGCUCACCGUCAGUCCGCGCGAACUUCGCGCUGAGUCAGUCGCCUUCAAAACAUUAUAAGUGCGGGUUCGUAGCCCUAAAACCACCAAGUUUUACAGUUACCCGUUACGGAAUAUAGUGUCAGAGUGUAGUGUUUGUGUUUAUUUGUGCGUGGUCGUGGUGAGGCGGUAGCGGCCGCCGUGGUGUCGGGUCGGAUCGAUACAAGGCGGAAUGGCGCAGCGAGCAUGAGUCAGGGGGGCUCCAGGAGGCCGUUUCCGCGCGGAGGCCAGCGCUGUUACCCGCGCUACAAGGACUAUUGGGACUACGAACAGAACUACAGUGAUGGCAGCAGUGCGGGAAGUCCUAAGGAGGCUUGUGUGGCGGCGUCGCCCCCGCCAGCGCACACGCACCCGCACACCAAGCGCGACGUGCGCCACCCGCACGCCCCGCACCCUGCGCACCUCCCUCAGCAUCACCCGCAGCAUCACCAUCCGCAGCACCACGACCAGAGGAGACUCAGUGUCGGCGGAGGCGCGGGCGGGUCGCGACGUGCGGAGCGCCGCGCUGCCGGCCCUUCAGAGCGGCGACGUCCUGAGAUGAGGCUGAGUCCGGGCGCGGGGGCGGGGCCGUCCGCGGAGCCCCACCUGCACCACGCCCCGCACCACCUUCAUCACAUGGACACGAACCCGCUGGAGGGUGGAGUGGAGUCUCUGGUGAGUGCCGGCUCCUCUGACGGCGAACUGUCCAGCAAGGCCGGCGACAGUCCAAGCAGGAAGCGCCGUCGGAUCUCACGGCAUAUCUCCUCAGGUGAAAGCAAUGUGUCGGUUGCGGCACCAGUGGUGGAGCGACGGACUCCCCGGCUGCCAUACCAGCCUCCGCGUCGUAUGCGGUACGUGAGCGGCGGCGGCGGCGUGUGGGCGCACGAGCGGCUGCUGGACACACACCCGCAGCACGUGGCCCACCCCCACGCGCUGCCCCCGCAUGCCCACCCCCACGCACACCCGCACGCCCACCCCCACGCGCCGUUGCUGCUCGACAUUAAUCAGAUGUCGCUGCGGGGCGCUCGGCUGGGCGCGCUGGGCGGCGGCGUGGGCUGGCCGCACCCCCACGCCCACGCCCACGCGCACCCCCACGCCCACGCCCACGCGCACCGCGACCACGCGCAGCGCACGCAGGUGCUGCAGCUGUGGGUUCAGAUUUAG
This is a messenger RNA of Papilio machaon (common yellow swallowtail), 1746 nucleotides long. RefSeq names its product homeobox protein goosecoid-like. The transcript is spliced from 9 exons. The coding region runs from base 790 to 1746 and encodes 318 amino acids. Lineage: Eukaryota; Metazoa; Arthropoda; Insecta; Lepidoptera; Papilionidae. The record is from RefSeq and is a predicted model, not a curated record.